AGUGAGAAGGACGCAGAGAGAGAGCGACAUACAACAAUCAAUGCUUAAACAUAAAAAUGCCAGUAAUAUUAGUAAAUAAACCAAACCAUAAAAGCGAAGAAACUCAGGCCCACGUUUCCGAAAAACCCAAAAAAGAAAACAAAAAUCCAGCUAUCAUAUCAUUCUCGCCGCUAACUGUGCCGCUAAGUUUGUCGCUCUCAUUGCGUCCAAAUUUAGCGCAAGAAGCUCUACACACACUGUGCUUUUUGUUUGCUUUCUACGCGUAAUUUUGUUUCAGUUUUUCGCUGUACUGCCCUUUCUUUCUUUCGUUUUUCUUCCUAAUUUGACACACCGCCAGUGCCGAGCCGGCCUCUCUAGAACUUUUUAGUUCUAUAUUUUCUUAAAAUAUAUUCGUUUUUUCGUUUGUUUGUUUAUUUUUUAUAAUAUUUUAUUCUGGGCUUGGAUUUGUUUUUGCAAAGUUUUUAUCUUUUUUUUUUUUUUUUUUUUAAGGGGGCUUCGUGAUCUCUCCGGUUCGGAGGGGAGUUUUUUUCUGUUCCCGAUUAGGGUUAGGGAGUUUUCUUAUGUAAUUUUGAUGUUAAAUUGUGGGGAUUUGAGAUGGGUGGAUUUUGGGUGAGAAAUUCAUUUCAGGCGGUUCUGUGUUUAUUCUAGCAAUUAUUUGAUUGUUUUCUUUGCGCGUGAGAGAGAGAGAGAGAAGAGACAGAGAAUGAGUUGCUUUUCUUGCCUUAGUCCUCGACGAAGUGUUGUGCGCAGGAUCGAUAUCGAGAAUGGCAAAAGAUCUAGUUCUCGGCAUUCUGCUGAUUCCUCGGGUAGUGGGAAGGGAAAGAAGGACACCCAUGAUAAUGAGAAUGGGAAAAGGAAGGGGGCUAUGAAUGAUAACAAGGGCAAUGACCCAAAAUCCAGUGGGGCGCGUAGCUUUACGUUCCGUGAACUCGCGGCGGCCACUAGAGGUUUUAGGGAGGUGAAUCUAUUAGGCGAAGGGGGUUUUGGAAGGGUUUACAAGGGCCGCCUCGAGACGGGCCAGGUUGUUGCGAUUAAACAACUUAAUCAUGAUGGCCUCCAGGGGUUUCAGGAAUUCAUUGUGGAGGUUCUCAUGUUGAGCUUGUUACACCAUUCUAAUCUUGUCACCUUGAUUGGGUAUUGCACUGAUGGAGAUCAGAGACUUUUGGUUUAUGAGUUCAUGCCAAUGGGUAGCUUGGAAGAUCAUCUCUUUGUAUUCGGAUUUCAGGCAGUGCCACUAACAGAUUUUCAACGUGAGAAAGAGCCACUUAGUUGGAAUACUCGAAUAAAGAUUGCUGUUGGUGCAGCUCGGGGCCUUGAGUAUCUCCACUGCCAAGCAAAUCCCCCUGUUAUCUACCGUGACUUAAAAUCUGCUAACAUCUUACUGGACAAUGACUUCAAUCCGAAGCUCUCAGAUUUCGGGCUUGCUAAACUGGGACCUGUCGGUGACAAUACUCAUGUUUCAACUAGAGUGAUGGGAACAUAUGGUUACUGUGCACCAGAGUAUGCCAUGAGUGGCAAAUUGACUCUUAAAUCUGAUAUCUAUAGUUUUGGUGUGGUUCUAUUGGAGUUGAUCACUGGCCGGAGGGCAAUAGACAGCAGUAAGAAGCAGGGAGAGCAGAACCUGGUUUCUUGGUCUCGUCCAUUUUUGAAGGACCGAAGGAAAUUUGUCCAAUUAGUGGAUCCUUCUUUGCAAGGAUGCUUCCCUGUUCGAUGUUUGCAUCAUGCAAUUGCUAUUACUGCGAUGUGUCUUCAGGAGCAGCCAACUUUCCGUCCUCUUAUUAGUGAUAUUGUUGUAGCGCUCGAGUACUUGGCCUCUCAGAGUUACUCCUCCGAAUUCCAUAGUAGCCGGGUCCGCAGUCCCUCACCUCAAUCACCUUCACAGCAAGGCAAUAAUGUCUUUUCUCGGGAAUCAGAUAAUAGAACAAGUACAACUUAUGUUUAAACGUUGUUGGGCAGAAGCUGCUGAAACGCUUUAAUAAACUGUGUUCUACCUUGUCAAACUCAAGAAAAGAUGUGUUGAAAUCCAUUUGCCAAUGUAAUCUAUAAUCAUAUACUGAACUGGUAUAUCUAUAUAUAUGCUUGAUGUAUAUAGCCAGGUAUUGGAGUUGUAGCUUUUUUUUUUUCUUUUUUUCUUUUUUUUAAAUCAUUAAAAAUUGUUAGGUGCUUACGUUUGGCUCAGACUAAUAAGGGGAAGGGAAAGAGUCCACUGUUGGUGCUUCACUUCGUGCCUUUGCAAUUUGAAUCAAGUUAAUCAUACGUGGGGAAGCUUUUGCUUGUAUUUGGACCUCGUAUUGUAAUAUUACGCUUAACCAAGCAUGAUCAGAAGAAGAAGAAGAAGAAGAAAAAUUGUCUCAAGACAAUAUGUGGAAUUU
Molecule: messenger RNA, 2372 nt
Organism: Alnus glutinosa
Lineage: Eukaryota; Viridiplantae; Streptophyta; Magnoliopsida; Fagales; Betulaceae
Product: probable serine/threonine-protein kinase PBL21
Exons: 8
Coding region: 704-1942 (412 amino acids)
Biological process (GO): protein phosphorylation
Molecular function (GO): protein kinase activity; ATP binding
Source: RefSeq, a predicted model, not a curated record